Messenger RNA from Apiotrichum porosum, 1392 nucleotides. RefSeq lists its product as uncharacterized. Gene Ontology annotation, molecular function: transmembrane transporter activity. NCBI's taxonomy places the organism in Eukaryota, Fungi, Basidiomycota, Tremellomycetes, Trichosporonales, Trichosporonaceae. Gene Ontology annotation, cellular component: fungal-type vacuole membrane. The record is from RefSeq and is a predicted model, not a curated record. The coding region runs from base 1 to 1392 and encodes 463 amino acids. Gene Ontology annotation, biological process: transmembrane transport. The transcript has 5 exons.
AUGUCGUCUGCCCAUAUUCCUGAGCGACCCAGCUCGACCAGCUCAGCAGAGACAGUGUACUCUGCACCACUGGAGAAGCAGAAUAAGGCGAUGGCGGAAGCCCCAGUGCCGGCUUCCCCUUUGUCCGACGCAUCCACAUUGCACACCGACACAGACACCAUGCACUACAACUACGAGCCACCAGACGGCGGACGAGAAGCCUGGCUCGUCAUCUUCUCGGCCUUUCUCCUCAUGGUCUGCGUCUUCGGUUUCGUCACAUCCAUGGGCCAGUUGACCUCGUACUAUCUCGAACACCAGCUAGCAGCAUACACAAAGGCCCAAGUUGCAUGGAUUGCGACGGUCCAAAGUACCCUGGCAUUCUUUGCAAGCAUAUUCUUUGGACGCUUGUUCGAUGCUCAUGGCGCAACGUGGCUGGUGCGAAUCGGCACCACGCUGAGCAUCGUGGCUCUUAUUGGCCUUGCUUACUACUACCAGUUCCUUCUCGCCCACGCUCUCUUCGGAUUCGCAUGCAGUGUGGUCUGGUCACCAGCCGCAUCUAUCGCAGGACAUUGGUUCACCACGCGCCGAUCCACGGCAAUCGGUAUCGUAGGGUGUGGCUCUGGUGUAGGCGGCGUCCUCUUCCCCAUUGUCCUCGCGCAUCUUCUCCCGGUCCUCGGAUUCCGAGACGCCAUCUUUGUUGUCGCUGCGAUCAACGCCGUGCUCAUGGUUCCAUCCUGGAUCUGGCUGCGAACGAGGCUGCCCCCUCGUCAGCCCUUACCAUGGUCACGACUCGCUGCCCAGUGGAAGGAACCCCGGUACGCAUGCCUCGUCGUUGGCAGUGCCAUCGUCAUGCUCAACCUGUUUUCGCCAUAUUUCGACGCUCCAGUCCUAGCCGAGGCGAAUGGCGUACCUGCUGCCGUCAAAACAUACGCCAUUGCCAUUCUCCAGGCGGGCUCGACCCUGGGCCGUGCUGCCAGUGGAGUCAUGGCAGAUGCGUUUGGCAUCUGGCGGGUCUUCCUGGCCACGGGUUUGGCCACUGCCGUCGUCCUCUUCGCGUUCUGGACUGUGCCUGUGGGGACAGCUCCGACUGUGCUAGGCAUGCUGCUGUACGGUUUUACCUCGGGAGCGUGGAUCAUGCUGCUCUCGGCCGUCACAGUGUCCAUCUCCAAGCCAGAGGAGGUGGGUAUGCGCGUAGGCAUGUGCUGGACAGUGGUCAGCCUGCCGAUCCUUGCAGGGCCGGUGAUUUGUGGAGUUCUUAUUGCUGCCGACGACAACAAGUUUACAACAGCCGGCAUCUUUUGCGGAAUCACCUAUGUUGUAGGAUGUCUCCUCACUGUAAUGCCUCGCGGAGUGGAGAGGUGGCGGGGGCCGGGACGCAAAGCGGAUGUUGAAGCGCACGAAACAUGCGUGUGA